Molecule: messenger RNA, 1482 nt
Organism: Musca domestica (house fly)
Lineage: Eukaryota; Metazoa; Arthropoda; Insecta; Diptera; Muscidae
Product: N-acetylglucosamine-6-phosphate deacetylase-like
Exons: 5
Coding region: 95-1336 (413 amino acids)
Biological process (GO): N-acetylglucosamine catabolic process
Molecular function (GO): N-acetylglucosamine-6-phosphate deacetylase activity
Source: RefSeq, a predicted model, not a curated record
GAGGUAGUUUUCAUAUUUUUGUUAAGGUGGUCGGUUGUGUUGUUUGCUUUCGCGCAUUCUUUUAAUUUUAAUUUGUUUAUUUUGAUUCUUAACAAUGUCGGCGUCGGGGGAAAAUGUUUUGGUUCAAUUCACCAACUGUAGAUUGGUCCGCAACCAUCAGUUAGUCAAAGAUGAUUUAUGGAUACGGAAUGGACGUAUCAUCAAUCCAGAGCCCGUGUUUUUUGAUGAAAAGAAUGUGGCCCACAAGCGAUUCGAUUGCAAUAAUGCCAUAAUUGCAGCGGGGUACAUUGACCUCCAAAUCAAUGGUGGUUUUGGUGUCGACUUUUCGUAUGACACUGAUACGGUCGAAGAAGGUAUCAACAAAGUGGCUUGCGGUUUAAUAAAAACCGGCGUAACCUCAUUCUGUCCAACGAUAGUAACGUCUCCAAUGGAGACAUAUCAUAAAGUUUUGCCACGCAUUCCAGAAACUACAAACGGCGCUGGUGUCUUGGGUGUUCACUUAGAAGGACCUUUCAUAAACAUAAUAAAGAAAGGGGCUCAUCCAGAAGAGUGCAUAAAAUCUUUGGAGAAUGGUUUUCAAGGCCUAAUGGAUGUCUAUGGGUCACUAAAGAAUGUUAAAAUUAUAACUCUCGCCCCAGAACUAGAAUCAUCGGAAAAUGUUAUCAAACAACUUACGGAACAAGGCAUAACGGUUGCUGUGGGUCAUUCAAUGGCUAGCUUAAAACAUGGCGAAGCAGCUGUACAAAAUGGUGCAUCGUUAAUAACACAUCUAUUCAAUGCCAUGUCGAGUUUUCAUCACCGGGAUCCCGGUUUAGUGGGCCUUUUAGCUUCCGAUGACAUACCUAAGGGCCAGACGGUAUAUUUUGGAAUUAUAUCCGACGGCGUUCACACCCAUCCCACUGCUUUGCGAAUUGCUCAUCGAACACACCCCCAAGGUUUGUGUUUGGUUACGGAUGCCAUAUCUGCCCUAGGAUUGGAAGAAGGUAUUCAUCAUAUUGGACAGUUCAAACUUGAGGUAAAAGAUUCCAUGGCAUUUGUUGCCGGUACAAAUACGCUUUGCGGUAGUAUCGCCCCCCUAGAUGAAUGUGUGCGCAUCUUUAGGAAAGCAACAAAUUGUUCAACUGUAUAUGCAAUCGAAGCUGCCACACUGCAUCCAGCCAAAUGCUUAAAAAUUGAAAAGUCUAAGGGAACUUUAGAUUUUGAUUCAGAUGCUGAUUUCAUAAUGUUGGAUGAUGAUUUGAAUGUAUUGUCAACGUGGAUUGAUGGCAAAUGUGUUUAUUGCAAUAAUGAAGUCACAAAGAAAACCUUUUCUUGUAAUAACUCUGUACAGAAUUGAUCGUUAGUAUCUAAUUUCCCCAAAAAUGUUUCGGACAUUUUACAAUCUACCUAUUGUUAAUUGUUUUUAUACCUAUAUAUAUUUUGUGUAUACACUUAUUUUAUAAACAAAUUUUAUAAUAAAUGUGUGUUGUUUUUAUAUUGCUA